UCUGAUUGCGUAUUGUGAACUCCACGUGUUUGGGAACCGCUGUUAGCCAGUAGAGGAGUGUAUAUAGUUGCAGAGAGGAUACCACUGUUGAGUUGUUUAUUGAGGUUAAGGUAUUCUUACCUGAUCAGUGGUUUCAAGCUAGCUUUACCUACGUAACGGCAUUGCACCAGCAAGAACGAUGAUGGGAAUUCUUCCCAUGUCUGGAUCUAAGCGCGGCUCGGAGGAGCUGCUCGCUCCAGCCGGCGCGGUACCGACCAACGGUGCCAUGACGCUCGCCGACAACAACAACGACGCCAAAAAGGUGAAGCUGGACAGCAAGCCGAGCCGGGUGGUUCACAUCCGCAACAUCCCGACCGAUGUCAGCGAGACGGAGGUCAUCCACCUGGGCAUCCCCUUCGGCAAGGUCACCAAUGUGCUCGUGCUCAAGGGCAAGAACCAGGCGUUCCUGGAGAUGGCGGACGAGGUGGCCGCCUCCCAGAUGGUGGCCUACUUCGCCAACGGCACCGCGCAGCUGCGCGGCCGCUCCGUCUACGUCCAGUUCUCCAACCACAAGGAGCUCAAGACGGACCAGACGCACUCCAACGCCAACGCCUCGGCUCAGGCGGCGCUACAGGCCGCCCAGUCCAUGUCGGGCGGCGACACACAGGGCGGCCCCAACACCGUGCUGCGCGUCAUCAUCGAGCACAUGGUCUACCCGGUCACCCUGGACGUGCUAGAGCAGAUCUUCUCCCGGGUGGGCAAGGUGCUGAAGAUUGUCACCUUCACCAAGAACAACUCGUUCCAAGCGCUGAUCCAGUACCCGGACGUCGUCACCGCCCAGGCGGCGAAGCUGCAACUGGACGGCCAGAACAUCUACAACUCGUGCUGUACGCUGCGCAUCGAGUACUCGAAGCUCACCAGCCUGAACGUCAAGUACAACAACGAUAAGUCUCGCGACUACACCAACCCCAGCCUGCCCACAGGUGACCCCUCGCUCGAUUCUGCCUUUAUGCUGGGAGGCGGCUCUCCGGGGAUGCUGUCGCCGUUCGGACUGCACGGCCUGGCUCCGUCUCUGGCCGGCUUCCCCGGCAUGGGUGGCAUGGCGGGCAUGGCCGGCAUGGGAGUGCCGUUCGGAGGUAUGAUGCCGGGCGGCCUGGCCGGCGCCGCCAUGGGCGUGGGCCGACUGCCCGGUCACCACAUGACCGGCUGUGUGCUGCUCGUCUCCAACCUGGACGAGGAGAUGGCCUCCCCUGAAGCUCUCUUCACUCUCUUCGGCGUUUACGGCGACGUGCACCGGGUGAAGAUCCUCUUCAACAAGAAGGACAACGCCCUGGUACAAAUGGCGGAGCCGCACCAAGCCAGCCUGGCGCUGACCCACCUGGACAAGGUGAAGGUCUGGGGCAAGCAGAUCCGCGUGAUGCCCAGCAAGCACCAGGUGGUGCAGAUGCCCAAGGACGGGCAGCCGGACGCCGGCCUUACCAAGGACUUCAGCAACUCGUCGCUGCACCGCUUCAAGAAGCCGGGCAGCAAGAACUACCAGAACAUCUACCCGGCGUCAGCCACGCUGCAUCUCUCCAACAUCCCGCCGCACGUGACCGAGCAGGAGAUCCGCGAGGCGUUCGAGCUGUCGGGCUUCGCCGUCAAGGCCUUCAAGUUCUUCCCGAAACGGGACAACCAGGAGGGCGAUAACGGCCAGCGUCGGGACCACCGCAUGGCGCUGGUGCAGCUGAACGGCGUGGAAGAGGCUGUCAUGGCCCUUAUCAAAAUGCACAACUACCAGCUCAGUGACGCCAACCACCUCAGGGUCUCCUUCUCCAAGUCUACGAUCUAGACUAUUCAGCCCAUGCAUCCAGCCGUCACAGCAGAGCCGCCGCCGCCGCCGCCGGUGGCGGCCCGGGCCGACGGUAGCGCCGCCGGGCGGUCGGCCGAGGAGGCUCCGCUUACGUCGCCGGCCACCCCGCGUCGCGUCGCAGAGAGAACUCCGUCUCCGCGCGGUACUGUGCGGAGACUAUUUUUGCAUUUGCUUACAUUAGGUAGUGUAUAGUUGAGUUUUGCAUGCCCGGGGGCACUUGGAGUUUCCCGCGCAGGUAAAUUAGAGGCAUCUGACGGUGUUAUUAACUGUCGACGCGUCGACCUGAAGUGCGUGGGGCCAGCGACAGAGACGGCGGCGGACGGCAUGGACUGGCGGGAAGCCGGCGGACAGGCGAGUUCGGUGCGCCGGGCGCGGCGUGGUGUAGACAGAUGCCAACGACCGAGGUAGCGGCGAAAGACGCGCGUGCGCGCGAGGUAGUUGUACCAUUCCUGUAACAGCGAACAAAAUUUUUUGAAGGCAUUGUAUUGUUAAUUUAUUGGUGUGGUGUCCGUGUUGAGGCCAGUGGAGCGGGCGGCGCGUUCUGCCCUGCGGCCGCGAGCGAGCGAGCGAGCGAGAGAGAGAGAGAACUACAAGGGAACAAUUCAGCCGGGGGGCGGCCGGACGUCGCUGGGGCGACGGCGCUCCCGCAAACAGUAUUGUGACAGCUUUAAGGCCCGUCUGUCAAAUUAGUUUGGGCUGUGACAAUCCUCUAAAUCCGGCAGCAAAACCGCUCCAUCCGCCCGCUCGGAUAGUUGGCCGUCCGGCCGCCGGGUGGCGCUCGCGUCGCCGCGGCGGCCAGGCGUGAACAUAUCACUCAGACCUGACUAUUUUUGUACCAUCUCGGUGCCUUUGGGCUAGACGAGCACGGCUAGAGCGGGAUCGGCUUUGUCUUUUCAAGUUCCCCUUGUUCUCUUGAACCCUGUGCAUAAAUAUACAUAGCUGUCUCCUUUAGAUUUCGUCGUAGUUCUCUUUGUGUCUUCGGAUUUUUUACUCGUAGUGUUUGUCUAGUGCGCCGAUCAACAACCCGAAGCAGGCGUGUUCCUUUCGGCCAUUUGUAUUGAAUUUGUAUUGCAUUGUAUGGUGUGCGUUGUAGUUGAGCGCGAGCGACGCAGCUGUUCAUGUUGUCGAGGGAGUCUCAGAGAGGCGGCCUCGGGCGGUGCCGUCAUGGCCACCGAUGACGUCACAAGCGCUGUGUGUGCGCGUGGUGCGGGCGCGGGCGCGCGCGCGCGUGUGUGUGUGCCCGCGGAGGCGUGCGGACCGUGCCAGCCGGUACGAUUGGGCUUACUUAACGCUGAGUCCCGUGCCUUCGGCCGCCAGGCCGACUCGAGCCCGCUGCGCCGUCGCGCUGGCAGCUCCCAUCCGUUGUUGAACACGCACCGGGCUCGAAUCAGUGAGAGCCAUUUUUGUAAUAAAACCCGUAAACGGCCGAGGUGGGCCCGCAUCUCGAUGUCUCCCGGCCGCCCCUCCUGCGGCCAGCUGUCGCCUCCCUGUGCCCGGCCUCUCUCCGCCGUCUGCGUUUGUCUGUGUACCUUGCGCCUCCUGCUGACACUGUGUAUUAUUCCGGUAAUUAAACCUCCUCGACGUUGA
This is a messenger RNA of Pollicipes pollicipes, 3418 nucleotides long. RefSeq names its product polypyrimidine tract-binding protein 1 heph (gene heph). Gene Ontology annotation, molecular function: RNA binding. The transcript is spliced from 15 exons. NCBI's taxonomy places the organism in Eukaryota, Metazoa, Arthropoda, Thecostraca, Pollicipedomorpha, Pollicipedidae. Gene Ontology annotation, cellular component: nucleus. Gene Ontology annotation, biological process: mRNA processing. The record is from RefSeq and is a predicted model, not a curated record. Bases 179 to 1810 code for a protein of 543 amino acids.